GAAACUACUUAUGGAAACAUUAUAUAUUAUCAUUCAAAGAUUGUGUGUGCAAGUAUGUAAAUUAGCAAAUAUAUUCUGUAUCGGUGUUUAUGGAAACUUGAAAUAUUUCCUAGACUAAUGGAACUACUACGCAUACUGUUACCAUGGAUACAGACUGUGGUAUUCAUAGUGAGUAUCAUGAAAACGGCUGAGGGAGCUUACGACACUAUAAAAAAGACAAAACCAUGUGUGUUGAAUCAUUCGUGUAAAUUGCCCUGCAGACUGGAGCCAUUUAGGGACGUUACUGUUAUUUGGUUUGACGGCAAACAUGAGGUGCUAACGCAAGGUAUGCAAGUAUAUAAGCAUACCAGAAAUCUCAAGAUAAAUAAGCCAGCGAGGAAUGAGUGGGAACUCCGUAUACUGAGGGUUGAUCUAAGCUUUGCUGACACAUACUGGUGUAAAACUAGAGACGGGCUUACGCUCUCGGAGAUAACAGUUGUCAUUGAACAUGCGCCAAGAUUGAAAAAUAAGUCUUCUUCUACUCGUACCCAUUUCCUUGAAAAUUCACUGGCGCAACUGAAUUGUGAAUUUUCCGGCAUACCGGAACCGAAAGUAACGUGGUACCGUGGACCGUCAAAGGAACGUAUUGAAGGUUUAAAGGACCAUAAGCUGAUCAUCAGAAACGUCACAAGGUACGCAAGUGACGAGUACGCUUGCAUUGCCGAAAACAGACACGGAACUUCCGAGAGACAUAUGCAUGUAUUCGUGGACUUUGCACCUGAAGUUGCGGUGAUGGCACCUGUGGUUUAUUUUACCGGAGGUGAAAUGGUGAUAUUGGGCUGUGCUGUUCAAGCUUCUCCGCUGCAAAAAGCAUUCUGGACUAACCAUAAAGGCAUUAAGAUUGAAAGGAACAACUGGCAAUAUGAGGUCGACGACGAAAAGGAGAGCGAGUAUUUUCCAGUACGCUUUAUACAGCUCGAAAUAAAUAAAGCGACGAUAGAUGACGAAGGCAACUACACGUGCCAUGGUGAGGACAGAGCGGGGAGAGAAAGUCGUGCUGUUGUUGCAUUAAAAAUAAAACGCUUCUAGUGAACACUUGCUUAUUCAACGUUCAGUUGAAAGACUCCUUAUAUAUUUUCUAUGAUUAGGACUCUUAAUUUAUGGCAUGUCAUAGGUUCAUAUUCAAUAAGUAAUAUUUAUUUUGUGUAUUGAUUUAUUUGUAUUGCGUAAUUCAAUGAUUUUUGUUCUAUAAUAUUUCACAUAUUUGCCCUAAAACAGUGUUUAUUUUGUGUCUAUUUUAAUAUUUUUGUCAUAUGUUGAAUGUUAUGUUGAUUUCAUGUUGUAUUCUAUUUUUGUAUCUUUUAAAAAGAUGGUUUUUUCGGAUAAUUGGAACUAUAUAACAGGGUUAUUAUAAUAGUAUCUCGAUCUGGGAUGCUGUAUUCGGCUCGAGUGGAUUUUUGCCUGAUCGGGUCUCACGAAGCGCGCAAGCGCCGAGUGUGAUCCGACCUGGAAAAUCCAUGAGAGCCGAAUACAGCAUCCCAUAUCAAUCUACUGUUGUAAUGACCCUUUUAUCAUAUACUUCCACCUUUUUGUUUGUUGUUUUGUUAUUGAACGAAAUCUUUUAUGUUUAUCGAUGUUGAAAUUGAACUUAGUGAAGUUUUUAUGUGCGCUAUUUAUAGCACUGUGUCAGGUCAUGCAUAUUAACGAAAGUAGUCCGGCAACAUACAAUACAAAAGGUACAAAAUGGAUUUUUUCUGCCUAUGUUCAUACAAGCCGAUUUUUUACAGAAUUUAUAUAGGUAUACAAUAAUAUGUUUUAUUAUAUACCUAUAAAUUCUAUCAAAAAUACGGUUCAUAUUUCGCAAGUAGAUUCAAACGGGCAGGAAAAAAAAACAAAAAACAAGGUAGAGGUAAGUCAUAAAAUUGUCAUUAUUAUCAUAACAGUAACUAGAACUGGAAUUUUGUACUCGGCUCGAGUGGAUUUUGUCAGGUCGGAUCCACCGUUGAGCCGAAUAAAGCAUCCCAGAUCAAGCUACUAUUAUAAUGACUCGCUUGUAUAAUCUCAAUAAUAUUGAUAUAUUUAUGUUGCAUAACGAAUUAUUUUGAUGGCAUUACGUAUUUAUUGCAUCUUUGAAAAGUAUCUAUUCGAUAAUAUGAAUCAUAUGAAGCGUAUAUGGAGCCCCCUGGUGAGUUAUGUAUAAAGUUAAUACAUUAACACCAAUAAUAAGUAGACAUUUCGCUAUGGCCACUAUGCAUGGCCUAGUGUGCAGAAAUUUGUAAAUAUCAUGUGAUCAUAAUGUACAUCUAGGUUAUAUAACACUGCAAAGUGUAUGUGUGUGACUUUUCAGCUAAGGCAGUUAGCAAUUGAAACGGAAGCGGCUACUUAAUUAAAUGCUAUAUAUAUCUACGCGUGCUUACAAAAGUAUUUUUCAAAAUAUUGCAUUUGAUUAUGUUUAAAUGCAUCUUGUGUAUGUCGUUGUAUGUCUUGGCCAUAACCUUCACUUAAAAUUGUUUAAUGGGCCAAAACUAUGAUACAUACCAAUUUGCCAAAUAAAAACGUUAACUGUAAGCCAUUAAUUUUUCGCGGAAAUUCUAUAUAAAACUAAUAUGUUCACAUACAAGUCACAUUAACUCACUACUUUUAUAUCGUUUAAUGUGAUACUUACUUGCCUUGCCCUAUAACUAUGGGGCCAUAAUAAACUAAGGAGCCAACACAAUA
Molecule: messenger RNA, 2697 nt
Organism: Mercenaria mercenaria
Lineage: Eukaryota; Metazoa; Mollusca; Bivalvia; Venerida; Veneridae
Product: neural cell adhesion molecule 1-like
Exons: 7
Coding region: 118-1068 (316 amino acids)
Source: RefSeq, a predicted model, not a curated record